Molecule: messenger RNA, 1254 nt
Organism: Exophiala bonariae
Lineage: Eukaryota; Fungi; Ascomycota; Eurotiomycetes; Chaetothyriales; Herpotrichiellaceae
Exons: 1
Coding region: 1-1254 (417 amino acids)
Biological process (GO): regulation of DNA-templated transcription
Molecular function (GO): DNA-binding transcription factor activity, RNA polymerase II-specific; zinc ion binding
Source: RefSeq, a predicted model, not a curated record
AUGUCAAGAGCUCCGAGGACGAAAGCGUGUGACGCUUGCCACCGCGCGAAGCGGAAAUGUGGGAAGCAAACACCCUCGUGCCUGAGAUGCACGAAACGUGGUUUCGAAUGCAGAUACCCAGCAACAAAGCCCAGCUGUUUCGUCCUUUGCGAAGAUGGCUUCAACUUCAAUGAAAACGUCUUUGGUAUUCGAUAUCAAGAUCUCAAUAGAGAUGUGGACGCAGUGCCCAGCUCAUGUCUUGCAGUGAGCCAAAGUGUUCCAACACAUGAAGCCGCGCGAUCUCCAGACUUUGACGUGUCGCAACUUCCUAGCAGCAAAGCCAGCAGUCUUGUAAGACAGCAUUCAUUCUCAAGCUGGCUUAAGGCGUCAGAUUCUCACGACUUUGACUCAUUGCAACAGCUGGGGAUUACCACACUGCGGUUCAUAGAUGUGAAAUGCCAUGUAGUGACCAUCCGACGGUGGCUUCACCAAUGGGUCGAUACAGGCAGUAAUCCUUUCAUUCACAAAUUGUUGUACAUGGCCUACUUUCCACGCUGCAUUCAAGACGCUUAUUUAGCUUUGUCGUGUUAUCUGAGAAAAGCGACGUCAAACGAACGACUCGUGACACAAAUUAUUGAGGAUCGCGCAACACAAUUGAUCCAAGAUCAUGCGGUUGUCUCAGGAAAAGCUCGCGAAGGACAGGUGGGUACUGUCCCAGUUUCCUCAGCCAGUUUUGCACACAUCGCGCGCGUGCAAGCUUUGCUAGUUUACCAGUUCAUCGGUCUUUACGACGGUGACAUUCGGAUGAGACAUCUUGCAGAGGGCCGCAUACCUGUUCUCUACUCUUGGGCGCAACAGAUGUUCGAGCACUACAGCAGAACAACCUAUGCGGGAAGCACACUGGAUUCGCAGAUUAUACGAGAUUUAGCUUCCUUUCACUCCGUGGAGUCUGCCAUUCGAAACUCCGACGACUUUGCCUGGUAUGAAUGGAUCACUGCUGAGACGAUUCGACGCACUGCCAUCAUUGCGUGUGGCAUGCAAACACUGUACAUCGUUUUGCAGCAGGGAGGGACAAUCCCAUGUCAGAAAGACAUCAUGUAUACGCCCAAUAAAGGACUGUGGGAAGCGGAAUCAUCAAUGGAUUGGGAGAAAUUAUGUUCUGAGACCAAUGCAACGCUCGUGCAGACUGCAGAUGUUAAGCAAGUUUUGACCACUUUGGGACCUGCAAGUCUUGAUGAUUUUGCAACUGUGCUACAAAUUUCGAGUGGUACGUAA